AUGGGUUUAAACAAAACUAAAAAACAACUAAGUAAUAAAAAUAAACAAAGAGCAGAUACAAGUGAAAAAGAAGACUCAAACCAGUCUAAGAUAGAGUUUGAAAUAAAUGAAAAUGGAUCAGAUUUUAACAUUGAUAAUGAGACUUUUGUAACAAAAAAUAUUUUAGCUUUACUUAA
This is a messenger RNA of Cetraspora pellucida, 176 nucleotides long. NCBI's taxonomy places the organism in Eukaryota, Fungi, Glomeromycota, Glomeromycetes, Diversisporales, Gigasporaceae. The record is from the annotation of a GenBank genome assembly.